Messenger RNA from Parathielavia appendiculata, 2052 nucleotides. RefSeq lists its product as uncharacterized. Gene Ontology annotation, molecular function: catalytic activity. The transcript has 4 exons. The record is from RefSeq and is a predicted model, not a curated record. Bases 1 to 2052 code for a protein of 683 amino acids. Lineage: Eukaryota; Fungi; Ascomycota; Sordariomycetes; Sordariales; Chaetomiaceae.
AUGACGAAGCACCACGAACGGAGUAACCUCAUCAGCGACCGUAUCAUUCGGUUGUGUGCAUCGAAUGAGAGCGUUUCGUCACUUCUCGCUCGUGAUCCGAAUCUUGCUCCUGGCGAUGCAUGGGAUAGGCUCUAUGGUGAACGGGCGCUGAAAGUGGCUGACAAGGACGCUCAAAAAAAUCUGGAUGACUACUUGAACGGCAGUAAAGUUACGGAACCAGAGUCGUUCGGCGAAGAUGAGCUAGAAAAAGCAGCGCGGUGUGGAAAAUGGGGUCCGACGCGGCCGAGCGCGCUGUUCCUGAAGAUAUACCAUGACGCCUUAUGCGCUCUAGAGGAGGACCCUCUUCGGGCCAUGGUCAGUCCUUCUCUGAUGGCGAGUUAUGGGACGGUACCGCUCACCAUCAUCUCUGUGAUGCCCGACAUUGUUCGCCACAUGUCCAACGUCAUCGUUCGCGCCGAGCGAGAGGUUUUCCUGGCGACGAAUUACUGGCAAAAUAGCGUCGCUUCCAAGUACAUCACCAAUGGCAUCAGGGAGCUGGACCGUCGAGCCGGAGCGAGGGGCGUGAGGAUCGUAUUGAAGAUCCUCUACGACCGAGGGAGCCCGAGGCAACUCUACGAGCCACACUACCUUGUCUCAGAAAAGGAGUUUACCGGAGACAAGGUCAACCUGCCUCACCCCAGCGAGAUCCCGAAUAUCGACAUGGAGGUCAUGAACUUUCAUACGCCGCUAAUGGGAACUUUCCAUGCCAAGUACAUGGUGGUAGACCGGAAGAUUGCCGUCUUACAGAGCAACAACAUCCAGGACAACGACAACCUGGAGAUGCUUAUUCACUUGGAAGGUCCCAUUGUCGACUCGUUGUACGAUAUGGCUCUGAUUUCCUGGCACAAGCGGAUGAACCCGCCCUUGCCAAGUUAUGACUAUCCGGCUGCCCGGAAAAAACAUAAAGCACCUGACGGCGCAAGUAACGGCGCCGUCAACGCAUCGGACCCAGGUGAAGCUGCAGCGGAGAAAGACCAGCGCUACGCCACCAGAGUCUCGACACAGACAGCGAAUGGAGUAGAUGCAAGGGGCCUGCCAUCCGAUCCGUCCACCCACGGUUAUUGCGAGACAUCUGUGCCGUUUCCUCCAGAACAUACAGCCGACGACCCUCACUACGACGACGAUAUUGCCGGCGAAGUUUCCCGUUCUCGAGUAUCCCUCGCUCCCAAAUCGGGCGAGACGCACUUGCAAGCCGUGACCCGAUUGCUCAACCAUACAGUCAACGAAGGCCUUCCCGGCGACUUGAACGCGCCAGAAUGCCCUCCGGGCGAGCUAAUGACCCCGCACAUCCCUCAUCAGUCCCGCACUCCCUAUCCCAUGGCGCUGGUCAACCGUGCCCCCUACGGCCCACCCACGCACAGCUCCGUCUCGACCCCUCAAAACGCCGCCUGGCUCUCCGCCCUCCAAAACGCCAAACACACCGUCUACAUCAUCUCCCCUACGCUCAACGCCAGCCCCCUAAUCCCCGCCAUCAUCGCCGCCUGCGAACGCGGCGUCAACGUGCACUGUUAUGUCUGCCUUAGCUACAACGACGCCGGCGAACUCCUCCCCCGCCAAGGCGGCCACAACGAAAAAGUCUCCUCCCAUCUCCACACCUCGCUAUCCCCGGCCGCCCGCGCCCGGCUGCACUACCACUGGUACGUGGCCAAGGACCAGACGCGGCCCAUAGCGCAGUCGCGCCGCCAGCGCAGCAGCCAUGUCAAGCUCAUGAUGGUGGAUGGCGCCGUGGCGAUCCAGGGCAACGGGAACCAGGACACGCAGAGCUGGUUCCACAGUCAAGAGGUCAAUGUCAUGAUCGAUAGCGAGGCGCUCUGUACUGAGUGGCUGGUGGCGCUGAAGAAAAAUCAGAAUACUGAACUGUUUGGGCGGGUUGGGGCGGAAGAUGGGGUGUGGAGGGAUGAGGAAGGUAGAGAAGUGGAGGGGGCGAUUGGGGUCGAGGCGGGAAGGGUUGGGGGUUUGUUUAAGGGGGUUAAGGCGGCUGUUGAGAGGGUUAGGGGAACUGGGGGGUUUUAA